This is a messenger RNA of Bubalus bubalis (water buffalo), 1248 nucleotides long. RefSeq names its product C-type lectin domain family 12 member B (gene CLEC12B). The record is from RefSeq and is a predicted model, not a curated record. Gene Ontology annotation, biological process: natural killer cell inhibitory signaling pathway; negative regulation of signaling receptor activity. The transcript is spliced from 6 exons. NCBI's taxonomy places the organism in Eukaryota, Metazoa, Chordata, Mammalia, Artiodactyla, Bovidae. Bases 142 to 1092 code for a protein of 316 amino acids. Gene Ontology annotation, molecular function: signaling receptor regulator activity; protein phosphatase binding. Gene Ontology annotation, cellular component: external side of plasma membrane.
UUUGCUUCAGCAAGAAACAAUGCUGAAGGAGCAGUGAGUUGAGAUCUAUAGUAUUUUGAUUGCUAAAGGCAACAGUUGCUUUCUCUCACUUUUUCUGCAGAAAAACUGGCCUUUAUUCCGUCCUGAUGGGGGGAUGGUGGGAUGUGUCUUGUGUCAGUUGGGUGUGGACAUAAGAACUCCCAGCCUUGCAAAGAACAUUGUGUUCCAGGGUCUGAUGAUAUUGAAACAUUAAUUACCCAAAGAGCAGAGCUUUCUUCUACAAUGUCUGAAGACGUGACCUACGCGACACUCACUUUUCAGGAUUCUGUUGCAGCAGGAAAUAAUCAGGAUAGAAAUAACCUAAGAAAAAGAGGGUAUCCAGCUCCAUCCUCUAUAUGGCGUCAGGCUGCCCUGGGUCUGCUAACUCUUUGUCUGAUGCUGCUGAUUGGGCUGGUGACCUUGGGAAUUAUGUUUUUACAGAUGUCCAGCGAAAUUAACUCAGAUUCAGACAAACUGACUCAACUCCAGAAAAUCAUCCACCAACAGCAGGACAACUUAUCCCAGCAGCUGAGCGAGUACAGGAACUUUCCUGUGGAGGAGGAAUUUCUCAAAUCACAAAUCUCCAGUCUAUUGAAGAGGCAGGGACAAAUGGCCAUCAAACUCUGCCAAGAGCUAAUCAUUCACACUUCAGACCACAAAUGCAAUCCUUGUCCUAAGACCUGGAAAUGGUACCAAACCAGCUGCUAUUAUUUUGCAGUAAAUGAGGAAAAAACCUGGCCUAACAGUAGAAAAAACUGCAUGGACAAGAACUCCACGCUGGUGAAGAUAGACAGCCUAGAAGAAAAGAAUUUUCUGAGGUCACAACCAUUACCCAAGUUUCCUUUCUUCUGGUUGGGACUAUCUUGGGACCCAUCUGGCAGAAGUUGGCUUUGGGAGGAUAGCUCUAGACCCUCUCCAUCCUUAUUUAGUGCUUAUGAAUAUGCUCAGAUCAAUGAAUCCAAGGGAUGUGCCUAUUUUCAAAAUGGGAAUAUAUAUAUAUCCCGCUGCAGUGCUGAAAUUUCUUGGAUUUGCGAGAAGACAGCUGCAUUAGUGAAGAUUGAAGACUUGGAUUAAUAUGCUUCCUCCAAGAUGUAAGGGACUUAUGAUUAAGGUGAUAUGAGGAAGGAAAGAGCUUUACUAUUAAAGGGAAAAAAAAACAGAUUAAAUAGUGACUGUCUGUAUAUUUAAACCAUCAGGCAACAGGCAAAUAAACUUGCUACACAGAACACA